GUUCUGUUUUUGCAAAAGCAAGAUUGCAUGAAGCGAGGUUAGAUUUCGUUUAGCGGUUAAUUCCUAUAAUCUCUUCAACAAAAAUGGGAUUAGGACGUGAAGCAGUUUUGAAACUUUAUGGGGAUUUAAUCAGAGAAAGUAGAAAAUGGCAUUCUUAUAAUUACAGAACUUUCGCUCUGCGAAAAAUUCGCCACGAGUUUCAGGAAAACAAGUCGGUCACAGAUCAAUCAACCCUAAAAGAAAGCUUUGUUCAUGGACAGGAAGCAUUGGAAUUAAUUAAAAGACAAGUUGUAAUCGGAAAUCUCUACAGUACGAGACCUUUGAUCAUAGAAACUCAAAGUCACGAGGAAAAAUGUGUAGCAAAAGCAGAUUAAUUUUCCCUUUUUUUUUAAGACAAAAUAAUCCUUGAACUUCAAUAAUUAGAAGAAAUUCCAUCAACUCACGUUGAUGUAAGGUAUAAAAAACCAUAGAAAGGUAAAAUCGUUUCUUAGAAUCAAGAAUUUAAGAUGUAGAAUUAAAUUAAUUUUAAUUCUGUAUAUUUACUUGGUUAAAAUGACUAUUUUUGUGAUUAUAAGUUCUCUUACUCAAAAAUCACUACGUAUUCAUGAAGUUAUCGCAAAUUUUGUAUUUAAGCCCUUUUCCCAUUGUCGAAAACCCAUUUUGCAUCACUGAUGUUUUUAUGCCUCAACAAUGGGCCAAUUAGGGCCAAGUGUAUAUAGUAUUCGCUAUUGUAAAUAAAAGCAAAUGUGUUAUAUUUGUUUUCAA
Messenger RNA from Belonocnema kinseyi, 765 nucleotides. It is a transcript of the gene bcn92, whose product is annotated as LYR motif-containing protein 4. Gene Ontology annotation, biological process: iron-sulfur cluster assembly. The record is from RefSeq and is a predicted model, not a curated record. Gene Ontology annotation, cellular component: mitochondrion; L-cysteine desulfurase complex. Lineage: Eukaryota; Metazoa; Arthropoda; Insecta; Hymenoptera; Cynipidae. Bases 84 to 374 code for a protein of 96 amino acids. The transcript has 2 exons.